Molecule: messenger RNA, 1219 nt
Organism: Stereum hirsutum FP-91666 SS1
Lineage: Eukaryota; Fungi; Basidiomycota; Agaricomycetes; Russulales; Stereaceae
Exons: 4
Biological process (GO): regulation of transcription by RNA polymerase II
Cellular component (GO): chromosome
Molecular function (GO): chromatin insulator sequence binding
Source: RefSeq, a predicted model, not a curated record
CUUUCCCGUGUGGCUCGUCCUUUGUCCAGUCGUGUUGUCUUUGUGCCAAGUUCCGUUAGCGUACAACACGCGUAAUUUCCCGUGACUCAUUGAUCUCCUUGUCUUGCGUUGUUUGCCCCCGUCUCGCGCUUUGACCUUCGCUGUGCGCUAGACCACAUACAUCUCACUCCUCACUCCCCCCUUCCCCCAUGGCUAUCAGCAGAACUUUGAAGAGCAAGAAGGUCAAGACAGGAGACACGUCUUCCAAGGCCAAGUCAGAUAUCCUGAAGCCCUUUCAGUGCCAGGAUUGUGAUGCUACAUUUGGUCGUAAGGCAGACUGCCAGCGCCAUUGGAACACGAAGCAUGAUCCAGAUCGCAAGUCAAGGGAAUUGGUGUGCCCUUGGGUUGGAUGUGACAAAACGUUCUCCCAGAAGUCAAACUUCGAGGAUCAUUACAAAACGCACAUGCCACGUCACCUCACCCAGCGCCCCUGUCCCUUCUCCAAAGCAUGCCCCUUCCUUUGGGUGACCCGUUCCGCUCUUUCAAAACACAAGAAGGAGUCCCACGGAAAGAACGCGGUCAAGGUUGUUCGAUCGACUGACGCUCAGUCUCUCCACGCUUCAGAGACCCCCGAAUUCAUUUCCCCAGCCCCCUCCCCCACCCCUUCGACAUCGACAUCAUCCGACCGACCAUUAUCACAAUCAGUUUCGAUGAGACCGCUCUUACCCAGGCCGCGUAAACUUGAAUCUCUCCCUCUGGCCGUCAUCUCUCAUUCUCACUCUCAUUCAUCGUCGGCUCCGGGAUAUUCACCGACGACCUCCCAAUCGCCCACCUCUUACGCUUCGUACUCCCCCGUAUCGUCGCAGUACCCCGCUCCUAUUCACACUCACCUCUGCCCUCAUCAUCCCGUUUGCUCUACCACAUCUGGUCCGAAUUCGAAUGUAUACCAGGCUGAACCUACCUCCGCACCACCUCACAUCACUCGGUUUCCCUACCUUCCUCCUCCCCAUUCUCAGUAUCACCACGGAACCUACCCUCAAUAUCUAGCACCCCAUCCUCACGCGUCGUACCCACAGACCUCAGCAUCCCACCGCGAGUCUUCGACCGUGAAUGCUCAUUCUCAGGUACUCCCGUCGCCUCGUCAACUCUUGGCAAUGCAUGACCGGUCUUCCUCCUCGGAGCGCUACAACUACCACCAUUACUCCCAUUCUCACUCCCAUCAUCACCCAUACAAUCAUUC